Messenger RNA from Scylla paramamosain (green mud crab), 3111 nucleotides. RefSeq names its product gastrula zinc finger protein XlCGF57.1-like. Bases 341 to 1852 code for a protein of 503 amino acids. The record is from RefSeq and is a predicted model, not a curated record. Gene Ontology annotation, cellular component: nucleus. Gene Ontology annotation, molecular function: DNA-binding transcription factor activity, RNA polymerase II-specific. The transcript is spliced from 4 exons. Gene Ontology annotation, biological process: regulation of transcription by RNA polymerase II. NCBI's taxonomy places the organism in Eukaryota, Metazoa, Arthropoda, Malacostraca, Decapoda, Portunidae.
UGGCCUGGGUCACCUGUGGCCACCUGGCGGACUGGCGGCGCCUCCCUGGCCUCACCUGAGGGCGUGCAGCAGUGGUGAGACGGCAAGACCCCACCAGCAAGUCCAUUCUGCCCCAGAGCCCCUCGGGUCAGUGGCCGGCAAGUCCUCCCGUCCAUUCUGCCCCAGAGCCCCUCGGGUGUCUACUGCCUCCUCCUACAAAGGCUGGCAAGUCCUCCCAUCCACUCUGCCCCAGAGCCCCUCAGGUGCCAGGUCUGCGUCCAGCGAAGGGACUCCCUCCGUGCAUCCUCGGCGCAGCCCCAGGGUUCCUGCAGGACCGGCCGCGGCCAGGAGCAGUGUUGCAAUGGAGGAUGUGACGCCAGGCAGCAGCAGCAGCAGCAGCAGCAGCAGCAGCAGCAGGAACAGCUGGGAGCAGCAGGCGACCCCAGGCGUGAGGACCUACACUUGUGACCACUGCGGCAAAGUGUGCUCCACCAAGGCUGCCAUUGCCAGACACGUCCUCUCCCAUGCCGGCAAGACAAGGCUGAGAGGCAGGAGUGGCCCCACUGAACACACUGCCACCCACACUGGCGGCAGGAACCACAAGUGUGACCACUGCGGGAAGACAUUUGCCCGGAAGAGUUGUCUUGCAUCACACAUCCUCACCCACACUGGGGAGAGAAAGUUCCAGUGUCUGGAGUGUGGGAAAAGAUUCACCCAGAAAGGCCAUCUUGACACACACAUCCUCACCCACACUGGGGAGAGAAAGUUCCAGUGCCUGGAGUGUGGGAAAAGAUUUACCCAUAAAGGUAAUCUUAACAAACACAUCCUCACCCACACUGGGGAGAGAAAGUUCCAGUGCCUGGAGUGUGGGAAAAGAUUUACCCUGAAAGGUGAUCUUAACAGACACAUCCUCACCCACACUGGGGAGAGAAAGUUCCAGUGCCUGGAGUGUGGGAAAAGAUUUAUUCAUAAAGGUCAUCUUAAUCAACACAUCCUCACCCACACUGGGGAGAGAAAGUUCCAGUGCCUGGAGUGUGGGAAAAGAUUUACCCUGAAAGGUGAUCUUAACACACACAUCCUCACCCACACUGGGGAGAGAAAGUUCCAGUGCCUGGAGUGUGGGAAAAGAUUUACCCAUAAAGGUAAUCUUAACAAACACAUCCUCACCCACACUGGGGAGAGAAAGUUCCAGUGCCUGGAGUGUGGGAAAAGAUUUACCCAGAAGGGUUCCCUUGACAAACACAUCCUCACCCACACUGGGGAGAGAAAGUUCCAGUGCCUGGAGUGUGGGAAAAGAUUUACCCAGAAGGGUUCCCUUGACACACACAUCCUCACCCACACUGGGGAGAGAAAGUUCCAGUGCCUGGAGUGUGGGAAAAGAUUUAUUCAUAAAGGUAAUCUUAACAAACACAUCCUCACCCACACUGGGGAGAGAAAGUUCCAGUGCCUGGAGUGUGGGAAAAGAUUUACCCAUAAAGGUAAUCUUAACAAACACAUCCUCACCCACACUGGGGAGAGAAAGUUCCAGUGCCUGGAGUGUGGGAAAAGAUUUACCUGCAAGCAUUCUCUUGACUUACACAUCCUCACCCACACUGGGGAGAGAAAGUUCCAGUGCCUGGAGUGUGGGAAAAGAUUUAUUCAUAAAGGUAAUCUUAACAAACACAUCCUCACCCACACUGGGGAGAGAAAGUUCCAGUGCCUGGAGUGUGGGAAAAGAUUUACCCAGAAGGGUUCCCUUGACACACACAUCCUCACCCACACUGGGGAGAGAAAGUUCCAGUGCCUGGAGUGUGGGAAAAGAUUUACCCAGAAGGGUUCCCUUGACACACACAUCCUCACCCACACUGGGGAGAGAAAGUUCCAGUGCCUGUAGUGUGGGAAAAGAUUUACCUGGAAGCGUUCUCUUGACGCACACAUCCUCACCCACACUGGGGAGAGAAAGUUCCAGUGCCUGGAGUGUGGGAAAAGAUUUACCCAGAAAGGUGAUAUUAACAGACACAUCCUCACCCACACUGAUGAGAGAAAGUUCCAGUGCCUGGAGUGUGGGAAAAGAUUCACCCAGAAAGGCCAUCUUGACACACACAUCCUCACCCACACUGGGGAGAGAAAGUUCCCGUGCCUGGAGUGUGGGAAAAGAUUUACCCAGAAGGGUUCCCUUGACAAACACAUCCUCACCCACACUGGGGAGAGAAAGUUCCAGUGCCUGGAGUGUGGGAAAAGAUUUACCCAGAAGGGUUCCCUUGACACACACAUCCUCACCCACACUGGGGAGAGAAAGUUCCAGUGCCUGGAGUGUGGGAAAAGAUUUACCUGGAAGCGUUCUCUUGACACACACAUCCUCACCCACACUGGGUCCUCCCGAGUGCCCAGGAGGUACAAACAGCCGCGGCGAAGGGAACAGUCGCCGUCCUGAAGAGAGCCCUCGGAUACACUGGUAACACUGCUUAGGGUGUAACUUUAGACCCCAGGCUUGGGGCCAUUGCACUCACCAAACAAUGAAACAAGAAAAUGCAGAAAACAGGGAGAGAAAGUUCCCAGGCCUGCAGUGUGGGAAAAGAUUUGCCCUGAAAGGUCACCUUGAUGGACACAUCCUCACCCACACUCUGGGCUCCCUGUCAAGGGGUUUGCCAGAAGAAAUUCAGGUAUGAGGGUGUUCCCAGUAAAUGAACACCAAGCAACACUCCACAAACCUCGACACGGAAAAGUUACCACGUCAAACCACAGCGGCCAAACCUUGCCACAAUAGAAAGGUUCCCAAGUCACCCAGACACCAGGCAGGCCGUGUGAGGAGAGCGAUGGUUGUGUUGCCACAGUAGUGUUGCUGUUGUCUGUGGCACAAAUGUCAAGAAGAGUCGGGCAGAGGAGAGAGUGCCAAGUAAGAAUGAGCUGAAGAACUACCACCUCAUUGCACCACAACUCACCUCUGUGUUCUAUACUACUACUACUACUACUACUACUACUACUAGUGUUAUUUCGAUUUGUGAUUUUGUGAUUUGAUAGUCUCCAUUUGCAGGGUAACUAUUUAAAAAGUCAAAAGUAGCUUAGUCAUUAAUUAUUUUAUUAUGUUGUGGCUGGUGUGGCAGUAACAAAUAAAGAAAAAUAUUCAUAAUUAUAAACUUCUUGAAAACUUUU